Molecule: messenger RNA, 1677 nt
Organism: Cottoperca gobio
Lineage: Eukaryota; Metazoa; Chordata; Actinopteri; Perciformes; Bovichtidae
Gene: atad1b
Product: ATPase family AAA domain containing 1b
Exons: 10
Coding region: 200-1294 (364 amino acids)
Biological process (GO): extraction of mislocalized protein from mitochondrial outer membrane
Cellular component (GO): mitochondrial outer membrane
Molecular function (GO): ATP binding; ATP hydrolysis activity
Source: RefSeq, a predicted model, not a curated record
CCCGGGGCUUCCAGUGGGUCCCGGAGUGUCCGCUGAAAAAUGAACAAUAGUUCAGUUUAAGUGAGCGAGCCGGUGUGUGUCCAACUCCGUCCCGCCAGACUCCGUUUACACUUCUGUCAGUUUUCCAUUUCUUCUCCUGGUCCCUGCGUGUACUUCCUGUGUACUUCCUGUGUACUUCUUGUGACCUCUGACCCUGACCAUGGUGGUGAGGGAGGUCCCGGUUGAAAACAUUGCCCGUCCUCUGGGUAGGAACGAGGUCAUCGGCCUGCUCUUCCGGCUCACCAUAUUUGGAGCCGUCACCUACUUCACCAUCAAGUGGAUGGUGGACGCCAUCGACCCCACCAGGAAGCAGAAGGUGGAGGCGCAGAAACAGGCGGAGAAGUUGAUGCGUCAGAUCGGCGUUACAAACGUGAAACUCUCUGAAUAUGAGAUGAGCAUCGCCGCUCACCUGGUCGACCCUCUGAGCAUGCAGAUCACAUGGAGGGACAUUGCCGGGCUGGACGAGGUGAUCACAGAGUUGAAGGAGACGGUUAUUCUACCUGUUCAGAAGAGACACCUGUUCCAGGGAUCCAGACUGCUGCAGCCUCCUAAAGGGGUGCUGCUGUACGGGCCCCCGGGCUGCGGUAAAACGCUGAUCGCCAAGGCGACGGCGAAAGAGGCGGGGUUUCGUUUCAUCAACCUGCAGCCGAGCACGCUGACGGACAAAUGGUACGGAGAGUCCCAGAAGCUCGCCGCCGCCGUCUUCUCACUGGCCGUCAAACUGCAGCCGGCAAUCAUCUUUGUGGACGAGAUCGACUCGUUCCUGAGGAGUCGCUCCAGCUCGGACCAUGAAGCCACGGCCAUGAUGAAGGCUCAGUUCAUGAGCCUGUGGGACGGCCUGGACACCGACCACCACUGUCAGGUGAUCAUCAUGGGAGCCACGAACCGUCCCCAAGACCUCGACUCUGCUAUUCUGAGGAGGAUGCCCACCAGGUUCCACAUCAACCAGCCUAGCAUGCAGCAGCGAGAGCAGAUCCUCAAACUCAUCCUGGAGAACGAGAGCGUCGACCUGUCAGUCGACCUCCUUGACGUCGCUAAGGAGACGGGCGGAUUCUCAGGAAGUGACCUCAGAGAGAUGUGUCGCGACGCAGCGCUCCUCUGUGUCCGAGACUUCGUCCACGCUCAGAACGACAGUCCUUCAGAGGACUUCAUCCGUCCGAUCCAUCAGGACGACCUUGAGAAGGCGAUCGGUAAGAUGAAGAAAUCAAAGAUGGCGGGCGGUCAUGGCGCCCUGCUGCACGCCGCUCUGGACUGAACACACACACACACACUUUAAAAUCAUCGUUACACCUGCUGCUGUUUUAUACUGUAAAUAAACUCAAGUAUUAAAGGAACGGCUCUGAGUACUACAUUACCCAUGAGCCUCAGCAGAGUAUAAAACUGCUGCUCUCUAAUCAAAAAGGGAAUUUAUCUAAAUUGCUGAUUUUCUUCCAUUGAGUUCUGCAGAUGAACUUUCUCCUUAUUGGUCUUUUAUUGUGAAAAUCCUCCCUCCCACAGGUCUCUUAUUUCUUAAUAAUUUCACAGGAAGCUUCGUGAUUUUUCCUUAAGUUAGUAAGAAAUGUAAAUAAAUAAUAUUGUUAGUUAAUGAAGAUGGAUUGUAAACAAAGUGAAUUUACUGAUUAAAGAUUCAAAUAUGAA